Molecule: messenger RNA, 2583 nt
Organism: Nannospalax galili (Upper Galilee mountains blind mole rat)
Lineage: Eukaryota; Metazoa; Chordata; Mammalia; Rodentia; Spalacidae
Gene: Abcf2
Product: ATP binding cassette subfamily F member 2
Exons: 15
Coding region: 183-2057 (624 amino acids)
Molecular function (GO): ATP hydrolysis activity; ATP binding
Source: RefSeq, a predicted model, not a curated record
GCAGACCGGGGGGACCCGCCGGACAGGACGAGUGGCCCCGGGAGGAGCUCUGCUGCGGGGGGCCGGGUAGAAGGAGACGACGGAGAGGAGCCCGGGACCUUCGCCAGCCCGAGACCCGGGAAGCCAGGCGGCCGGCCGAGAUUCCCUGAAAGAACGGUAACCAACACCUGGGAUCCAUCACCAUGCCCUCCGACUUGGCCAAGAAAAAGGCAGCCAAAAAGAAGGAAGCUGCCAAAGCCCGACAGCGGCCCAGAAAGGGACAUGAGGAAAACGGAGAAGCUAUCACCGAACCGCAGGUGGCGGAGGAGAAAAAUGAGGCCAAUGGCCGAGAGACCACAGAAGUGGAUUUGCUGACCAAGGAGCUAGAGGACUUUGAGAUGAAGAAAGCUGCUGCUCGAGCUGUAACUGGCGUUCUGGCCUCUCACCCCAACAGCACUGACGUCCACAUUAUCAACCUCUCACUCACCUUUCAUGGUCAAGAGCUGCUCAGUGACACCAAACUGGAAUUAAACUCAGGCCGUCGUUAUGGCCUUAUUGGCUUAAAUGGAAUUGGAAAGUCCAUGCUGCUCUCUGCUAUCGGGAAACGUGAAGUGCCCAUUCCCGAGCACAUUGACAUCUACCAUCUGACUCGUGAAAUGCCACCUAGUGACAAGACACCCUUGCAGUGUGUGAUGGAAGUGGACACAGAGCGGGCCAUGCUGGAGAGGGAGGCUGAGCGUUUGGCUCAUGAGGAUGCGGAGUGUGAGAAGCUCAUGGAACUCUACGAACGACUGGAGGAGCUGGAUGCCGACAAGGCUGAAAUGAGGGCCUCUCGAAUCUUACAUGGACUGGGUUUCACACCUGCCAUGCAACGCAAGAAGCUGAAAGACUUCAGUGGGGGCUGGAGGAUGAGAGUUGCCCUGGCUAGAGCCCUCUUUAUUCGGCCCUUCAUGCUGCUCCUGGAUGAACCCACCAACCACCUGGACCUAGACGCUUGUGUGUGGUUGGAAGAGGAACUAAAGACUUUCAAGCGCAUCCUGGUCCUUGUGUCCCAUUCCCAGGAUUUCCUGAAUGGGGUCUGCACCAAUAUCAUCCACAUGCACAACAAGAAACUGAAAUACUACACGGGUAAUUAUGAUCAGUAUGUGAAGACUCGGCUGGAGCUGGAGGAGAACCAGAUGAAGAGGUUUCACUGGGAACAGGAUCAGAUUGCACACAUGAAGAACUACAUUGCCAGGUUUGGCCAUGGCAGUGCCAAGCUGGCCCGGCAAGCUCAGAGCAAAGAGAAAACACUACAGAAAAUGAUGGCAUCAGGACUGACAGAAAGGGUUGUGAGCGACAAGACGCUGUCGUUUUAUUUCCCACCAUGUGGCAAGAUCCCACCACCAGUUAUUAUGGUGCAAAAUGUGAGCUUUAAGUAUACAAAAGAUGGGCCUUGCAUCUACAACAAUCUGGAAUUUGGUAUUGACCUGGACACAAGAGUAGCUCUGGUGGGACCCAACGGUGCAGGAAAGUCCACUCUUUUGAAGCUGCUGACUGGAGAGCUGCUGCCCACAGAUGGAAUGAUCCGGAAGCACUCCCAUGUCAAGAUAGGGCGUUACCAUCAGCACUUACAGGAGCAGCUGGACUUGGACCUGUCGCCUUUGGAGUACAUGAUGAAGUGCUACCCAGAGAUCAAGGAGAAGGAAGAGAUGAGGAAGAUCAUUGGGAGAUACGGCCUCACUGGGAAGCAGCAGGUGAGUCCGAUCCGGAAUCUGUCAGAUGGGCAGAAGUGCCGCGUGUGUCUGGCCUGGCUGGCCUGGCAGAACCCCCACAUGCUCUUUCUGGACGAGCCUACCAACCACCUGGACAUCGAGACCAUUGAUGCUCUGGCAGAUGCCAUCAAUGAGUUCGAGGGCGGUAUGAUGCUAGUCAGCCAUGACUUCAGACUCAUUCAGCAGGUUGCACAGGAAAUUUGGGUCUGUGAGAAGCAGACAAUCACCAAGUGGCCUGGAGACAUCCUGGCCUACAAGGAGCACCUCAAGUCCAAGUUGGUAGAUGAGGAGCCCCAGCUCACCAAGAGGACCCACAAUGUGUGAGCCCUCCUCAGCCAGGCUUGAGUCAGGAAUGUCACCUGGAGACUGCCAGCUGCCGCCUGACCAGCUGCUCAGGACAGAACCCUGGGGCUACAUCCCCGCAUUGCUGCAGUACUGUCCCCAGCCUCUCCUGCCUCAGCCUGCCUUCACUGCAUCCACCUCCAGCUGGACAGCACCUGUCCAUUUCCCACCCUCCUUCUACUUGGGUCUGUCUAUGUCUGGAUUUGGCUGGCUGCUUUUUCCAGCCCUUUGGCUGGUUACCUUGUCCUGAGAGAUGCAGCCAUGGGUAUCCGGGUUAACCCAAGGGCCCAAGCCUGGUUUGGACUGUGAAGGAUUCAAGAGCCUCCUUUUGUGGGUUUUGGUGAUGUUGGAAGACUACCCCAGCCCACCACCCCUGUUCCUUAGUGCUUCUGUUUUGGAGCUCUGGGCUAGGGCCUCAGUCCUGCUCAGUUUUUAAAUAAUUAUUUAACAGUGUAACUUUUAGACCUGUGUGACAUCUACAAAGUCCAAUAAAGAGGAAGCCACAGUC